This is a messenger RNA of Hydractinia symbiolongicarpus, 4056 nucleotides long. RefSeq lists its product as uncharacterized. Bases 80 to 2200 code for a protein of 706 amino acids. Gene Ontology annotation, cellular component: nucleus; cytoplasm. NCBI's taxonomy places the organism in Eukaryota, Metazoa, Cnidaria, Hydrozoa, Anthoathecata, Hydractiniidae. The transcript has 2 exons. Gene Ontology annotation, biological process: positive regulation of transcription by RNA polymerase II. Gene Ontology annotation, molecular function: DNA-binding transcription activator activity, RNA polymerase II-specific; RNA polymerase II transcription regulatory region sequence-specific DNA binding. The record is from RefSeq and is a predicted model, not a curated record.
UCAAGUCACAUAAACAAAAAAUAAUUUCUAAUAUGUCGGCAUGGUUUUGUCACCAACUUGAGAUAAAGUAAUUUUUAAAAUGGGUAAAUGUGAUACUAAUAAGGUGAUAAAACAUCAUUUAAAACCUUAUAGAAAAACUGUUCUCGGUAGCAACAACUUAGCUAUUUUUUUGCGACCGUCUUUGACUGAUAUUAUCUCCUCGUCUAAAGUUACAUCUCAACUGCAGCAUGGUAAUGAAAAUCUUGAUGGUCUGUCUGCAAUAAACUUAUUCGAAAUGUUAAAAGAUAUUAAUAAAGUUAUGGUUAAAGGUACAAAACUAUACGAGAGUUUAAAGGAGUUGCGUCUUUGUGGCUGGAUUAUGCCUUAUACGUUGAUCUUAGCUGGACCUCAGGAAGACAUGAAGAUUGUUAAGCAUGCUUGGGUAAAAAGGCAUUUAAAAAGCCCACAAGGUUAUUUUAUCAGAGAUAUAGGUAUGGUUCAAGAUUUUGUGGUGGAAUUGAUACCUCAGUCUCCAUUUAUGUCUCUGACAACAGCAUUGUUUGAUGCUGUUGCUGAUCUCAACCAUCAAAACAUCUUCCCUACCAAGCACAACCUCUACGAUUAUCUGAAGAAGCAUUACCCUGAAAUCAAAACACCAGAAACUAGAGUUAUCCAUGACUGCUUGGGUAGGCUGAUAAAAAGUAGGCGAUUAUAUCACAACGGGCGUGGUUAUUUUGUGUUACAUAACGAGAAUGUUUUAAAUGAAGUUAUUGCUACAAAGGUAUUAGAGAAAGAAGCUCAUGCGAAAGAUGAAGCAUUGCUUUCUGUGAAAGGUUUUGCGCUCAGCAGUUCAAUGACAACGUCAAGUUCACCUGGACAGACAGACCUGGAGGUAAACGGUGACACUUCUGCUGCCCAACAGACCACCCCAGAUGUGACAAGUAUAGACAGUGGUGCUGGUACACCACAUAAUAUGAAAAAGUUUUUUAAGCGUAACUUUAAUAAAAGCGAGAAGAAAAUCGAAAACAAGGUAUUAAAACCGAAAGUGUUUUCUUGCGGCAUAGGCGGUACUAUGACAGACAGCGUUACUAUCCUUGCUAAUAAGCCUAUUUCCCCAAACGAAAGCAAAACGUUCAAAAUCAACGGAUCUGCUUUAUCACAUAACAAGGACAAUUUGUGUGAUGACAAAAAUAAAACGAUUCUUAAUCAGCAUUUUAGCUCGGACAGUGAAACUGUUUGCGAACAUUCUUGCAGCGAUGUCACAGUAACUGGGAGUGAAAAAGCUAAAGCAAAGCGAAGUCGAAGUUUCGGCGGGAAAGACAGUAAGAAAUGUCACAAGGAAGUCUCAUUUGCUUUGUUUGGUUCACCAACCCAUGGUUUGGAAGGUGAUAGUGACAAUGAUGACGACGGCAAUGAUGGUGAGGGACGAAAAAAUAACAAUUAUUUCAAGAAACGCAGUUAUUCAUUUGGAUAUUCCAAACGUCUACACAAAAGACCUGUUUACACUGAAAAGAAUGAACUAAAAAAGACAUCGGAAAGCAAAGGUCCUGUGAAUAACAAGGAAAACAGUUCUAACGCUAUAGACUUAGAUAAUUAUUCCUCAUAUGUGGACGUUGAGAAUUCUUUUGUCGAUGACAGCUUGCCUUUGCAUUUAACACUACAAGAUCAUCUUGUACAUCAACCUGACAUGAGACCAGUUCAGACCCAUCCACACGAGCAACUAUUUAAUUAUACCGAUUUGGGUAGUGCUUUGAGUUUGCAAGUGAAAACAGUGCCAUAUUCUGUGUGCGAUUUAGCGUCCCCACCUAAAAGUGUUUCUUUAGCAGCGGAACUUUGUGAAGCAUACGAUGUUAAAGAGUCGUGUGCUCAGAACGAUCAGGUGACUGAAAUAGAACAACUUGAUAGAAGUUUAUUAAGUCCUCGAUCAAGAAGAAAAUUUGGUGGCACUCCUUAUGAAAGUCAUUAUGUUGAAGAUCUUUUGGACGAUGUUAAAACUCGCGAUGAAAAUAUGAACGUUGCAGAAACAAAAAAUGUAUCAAAACAAUUUGAACUUGAACAUAAAAACGAUGGAAAAAAAGAAAAGAGUAAACUAAAGAAUAAUGUAAAGCUGAGAACGAGAUCUACGAAAUCGGCUGAACAAAGGAAAAAAGACCAAAAAGAGAGAAACUCGCUUUUAUUUGAAGAAAAACGCGCUUCAUUAAAAGUGAUGGGCAUAGUAUAGCAUUUGAGCGCAAAUUUCGACCACGCUAAGUAACUUGUAUAAUAAGUUAUAAGUGUUUAGGUUCUCCAGGUCACACCUUAAGCGUCACUGGAAUCCUUAAAUUUCAACCUUCAAUUAAUCAGGAUAAAUUUCUAUGCAGAUGAGAGCUGGGCUGGGUGUUGUGAACCUGCUGCUAAUUAAAAAAAACACACACUGAAACUAUCGACGCCGACAUUUAUAAAAUGAAAUCACUUGAUAAGUUAAAAUCGUUACACAAAUUUAAUUUGUGCGGCAUGUGGCUGCUAAAAGAAAGUGAAUUUUCGUAAGAAUUAUUUUUCUUCAAAACUUUUUGUAUGCUGCGUUUUCAUUUUUGGUAACAUCGAGAGAUUAAAUAUAGGUCAGAAAUCUUACUUUCUUUGGCAAAAAUUGAUUUAUGCAACAAAUCUAUUAAAAUUUGGGGUAAACCUCAUAUGUAGCUAAAUGAUUAAAAACAUGCAUUUAAUUGUACGCGAUGUGAGGGGAACUACGCCAGCUUUGAUUCGCAUUCAAUUUUUCUGUUUUUCGUUUAAAGGUAGAUAAAUAGGUAGAUAAUAGAUACCUGCUAACUUUUGUUAGUUAGUGAUUUUUACCAACAAAAGUUAACAGGUAUCGAUUUGUGAAGAUUUCUAUUCGCAAAAUCUUUUAGUUUGGCACAAUUGCGAAUGUUUGUCUUCGCGUAAAGCAAAAACUUCGCGAAUUUUCAAUUUGCGAAUGUUCUGUCCGCAAAAGUUUCUUCCUCUUGUUAUCACGUUAUACGCACAUAACUUGAUUAUCAUGCGGAAUUGUUUUCUUUGACACUAUUGUUUGUAUAUAACAUAUAUUACUCUUUAUUUUUCACACUUGUUUUUUUAUUAACAUCCUAUAUUUUUAUAAGUGCUAUAUAAUUCUCUCUUUUUAUGAGCAUUAUUUAUGCAGAGACUUUCUGCAACUUUGACUUCAUGACACUUUUAAUAACUUUUAGACUUAUUUUUUACCAUUAAUUGCAUGUUUAUUUGCCUUUAAAUUUUUGCCAAACGAUUUUUUAAGGAAAGCUGAUGUAACAUUAAGUUUUACACAUUACACUUUUAACAGGGGCAGUGCAUAUUAUCUGCUCCUUUAAGCAAAUAUGUACUCCAUCCUACAGAAAAGAUCUAUUACAGCCGUCUUUCUAUAAUGAAUUCUUAUUUCCCCUGCUAUUUUCAGUUACUUAAAUCGUAACCCAUCAAAUGCCAUAAAUUUGUUUACCCGUUUUCAUAAUGAUUUUAAAGGAUGUUCACAAGGACGUGAGCUGGCAUGAUAACCUGAGCUUGUUUGCUUCGCAAAGAUCUUGCUGUUGUUUUAACUUUGAAAUAGAACAUUGGUUCUUAUAAGCGACUCAACCUACCCUGUAAUUUUGGCUGAUUAUGUCCGAUGAAUUUGAUUUUCAAACAAAUUUCGUACCUGCAAAUAAAUACAAAGGGACUAGUGAUGACGCUAGGUAUGUUUAUUUUAAUUUAAAGAGCUAUUUAUUUAUUUAUUUGUUAAUUUAUUCGAUGCCAAUUUACGUUUUUAUUUUUCUGCAUGAUUCAUUUAUUUCAGUUGUAACUAUUUAAAAUCAAUGUAAUAUAUUUUUUCAUCACCUAAUUGAUUCUUUUCUAUUUUUUUUUUUUUUUUGUGUGUAGCCGCGUUUUACACUGUUAUUACCCAGUCAUAGCAAAGAAAAUCACUCAAUAUAAUUUUAUUUUGUAUAAUAAGUUUCCGUGAAAAUUGUACACACAGCUAUGAUAGUAAUUACACCUUACAUUUAGCAUAAGUGGAUGAAAUUUCUCAUGGUCUAAUUUUCGAAAAAGUACAUUUCGUGAGGAUUAAUUUUAGCGAAU